AUGGCCAUCAAGUUGAAGCUACGAGUCCCUGGUUCUGGGAGCAGUUCCAGCUCUUCUGCUCCAGCUAGUGAAUCACAACCUGCACUUCCCAAACUCAAGAUCAAGCCUCCAUCAAUAGCAGACAAUUCUACUGGAAAAGUGCUGAAAAAGUCCAAAGAAAAAAGCAAAGAGAAGCACAAGAAGCUCAAGAUCAGUUUAUCAAGCAAGCGGCCAUCAACGAGCUCUGAUAUUGUCACACCUUCGUCAGGUUCAGUUACUACAAGAAGUGUGCCGAGAGUCAGAAUUAAACCGACCCGUAUACCGGGAGAUGGAUACGACUCUGAGGCUCCAGACCUCGAGGACGACCCCUUAAUUGAACAAGGUAUUGUUAUCCGAUUCUUACAAGACUUGAACUUGGACUUUGUUCACAACGCUGUAGACUCUGGAGAUCUCACGGGAAUCAACGUAAAAUGGGUCACACGUGAAAAAGCUGUGGUAAAUGUCAACGGUACCUUGUAUUCGGCCCGAUUGCUUGAUUUGCCCACGGUGACCGAAAUAUUCAAAACAGUAGAUAAGAAGAAUGUAAUGAAGACGUUUGACGUCUCACAAAUAUUGCUUGUGUUGCAUAAGGUCGUUCUUUCCGAUCUCAGCAUGGAAAAAGACUUUGAGGUUCCCGAGGAGUACACGUAUCUUCACCCUCUAUACAAAAUCCUGAAGAACUCAGAAAUAAAGCCUCUGAAGCAAGUCUUCAGACAUGGACUUACCAGUCCGUUUGAAGAUGUAUAUCGUAGAUUCAGAGUCCGAAAAUCGACGCACCGCGUAGCCGAAGAUAUCGAGAACAGG
Molecule: messenger RNA, 822 nt
Organism: Scheffersomyces stipitis CBS 6054
Lineage: Eukaryota; Fungi; Ascomycota; Pichiomycetes; Serinales; Debaryomycetaceae
Gene: TAF67
Product: TATA-binding protein-associated factor TAF7
Exons: 2
Biological process (GO): transcription initiation at RNA polymerase II promoter; RNA polymerase II preinitiation complex assembly
Cellular component (GO): transcription factor TFIID complex
Molecular function (GO): RNA polymerase II general transcription initiation factor activity
Source: RefSeq, a predicted model, not a curated record